CAGUCGCUUUCGAGGAGCUUUGUGGGGCAGGUGUGUUCAGGUGGUUUUUGCUCUCCAAGUUCCACCGGUUCCAGCUCCAGUUCCAUUUUUCGCAUUUUGCAUUUCGCAUUUCCCAACUGUGUGUGCCUUAAACUGUUUUUCCACAACAACUCGCACUCAAACUCGUACCACAACAACAGCGCCUUUUUUCCGUCGGUUUUGUUGGGUUUUUCUCCGAGAUUUUUCCACUACCCACUACUAACUGACUUUUCGAGACGCGUGUGCAACAAGCAAAAUAAUAAAAAAAAAAAAAAGAACAAACAACAAAAAAGGCAGACAUUGGCAAGAUUUUUUGCUGGCUUGGCCACAAAUUUAUAAACACCAACCCCAAGCCCACGUCGAGAUUUUAUGCAAAUGCAAUUGUGUCGGUUGUCCACCCCGGAAAAACUUGUGUUCUUGAUUUGCAAAAGUGAUUUCUAAUUGUUUCGACUUCUUGGUUUAACUUGCUACUGAACAAAAAAGGUCGGAAAAGUGAGUGAAACAGAGAGAAAGUAAAGAGGGAGAAAAAGCAUAGCGGAGUAUGUCAAUGUCAUUGGCCCGAGUGCAUUUGCAUUGGUAAAGGAUUUUCACCUGAGUCUUUGAUUUCUGGCCAUGGAUAUAAAGAUAGUCUAGUUUAAUGACGUCACUCUUGGAGAUUAUCAUGCGAUCGAAAGCGAUUGCCAGGAAAUUCAAUCAGGGCUCCAGCGGCGACGACUUCGAUCCAAGUGCGAGUGUUGUGCGUCAUCAUCAUCACCUCCAUCAUCUGGAUCUAAGUGCCAGGAGUCAGGCCUUUAAUCCCCUGCCUGAAUCUAUUGAGGAUUCAUUCGCCGCCCGCCAUCGUUUGCCACAACAGGAGCCCAUUGAAGGAUCUCCGACGAGGCGGGAUCAUCUUGAUCUUCAGGAUCAGGAGCUCCUGCAUCAUCCCAAUCAUCUUCAGCAGCAGCAUCAGCGUCAACAGCCUCCGCCUCCCACGUUGCCACUGUCAUUGGAGACCUCUCCCUCCGCCGUCGACGGUAUGGAGGCCUUCUUCAAGGAUCGCGUCCAGGCGGAGCACAUCCUGCAGGAAUGGGCGCGAAGGCGCGAACCCGUCUGUGAUCUGGACAUCCGUGAUAGCGGUGGCGUCUAUGCCAAGACGUCGCUUCAGAGGGGCACCCGCUACGGACCCUUCCCCAUGAAACUCAGCCACCAGCCCAAAGACCCGCAGCUGGCAUGGAAGGCCCGUGGUAGGCAUUAUAAUGGUUGGCUAGAGCCCACAGAAGAUGUGUCCACGUGGUUGAAAAAAAUCCGAAACGUUCAGGACGAUGGGGUUGGCGAGGCAAAUUUACAGAGUUAUAUUAAUGGAGGUUAUCUGUGGUACGAGACGAAUCGGUAUGUGAAUGCUGGCAGUGAAAUGGUCCUCGAUGGGCGACCAAAAAGUCCUGUUCAAUUAAAUGAAAAUUUUAUGAACGGCGGUGAAGUCCUGGCAGCAGCUGCAGCAGCAGCCGCCGCAGCAGUGGCAGCAGCCUCCUCAGGACCCAAAAGCGGCGGAGGUGGCAGCUCCCUGCCCAGUGAUGAUCGCAGCGAUCGUGAUAAUGGCUCUUUGUACAGUGGUGACGAAUUCUCCAAAGAUAAGAAAAACUCCUCGCUAAUCAGCCAGGGAGAUAUCGAUUUCACAGACGACGAAAACGGUUUCGAUAUACGCUGUGAGGUCUGUGAUAAAGUCUUUCCGGAUUUAGAACUCUUGGACGAUCACCUGGUGGGCGCUCAUCAUUACAAGCAGGACGAGUUCAGCUGCAAGCAAUGCCCAUUGCGAUUCUGCCAUCGUCCUCUGCUGAUCAAACACGAAGCGAUCUCCCACAAUAAUAUACGGAAAUAUUCCUGCGAAAACUGCAGCAAGGUAUUUUGUGACCCCUCGAAUUUACAGCGGCAUAUUCGCGCCUACCACGUCGGAGCUCGCUGUCAUCCGUGUCCGGAGUGCGGGAAAACGUUCGGAACCUCGUCGGGCUUGAAGCAGCACCAGCACAUCCAUAGUUCCGUUAAGCCCUUCGCCUGCGAGGUGUGUGCCAAGGCGUAUACUCAAUUCUCGAAUCUGUGCCGUCACAAACGGAUGCAUGCCACCUGUCGGCAGCAAAUGAAGUGCGACAAGUGCCAUCAGAGUUUCAGCACCUUGACCUCCCUAACCAAGCACAAAAAGUUCUGUGAUUCAGCGGGUCCGGUUUAUCGGAAUCAGCACGUGAAUCGCCACCAUCCGCAUCCGCAUUCUAUUCCGCAUCAACCACAUUUGGCCCCAACUGCCACAUCCACCUGUCCGGCGCCACCAAGGGAGUCCACGGAAACUUCGCCCUCAGCCGCCACUAUGUCGACACCGCCGAAUCCCUUCCUAAUGUUCGGCGCUGCACCGCCGUUCUUUCCCCGAUUUUCGCCAUAUGGAUUUCCAGCCUUUCUACCACAAAAUCCACUUCAUCCUACAAACAUUCCAAUGUUUUUCUCGAAAACUCACAUGGAAAUGGGAUGUGGGGGAUCCGAGGUUACGUCUCCGAUAUCCGCCUUUGAUCAAAAACUACCUUUUGGCUUCCUAAACGGCGAGGCCAGUGAUUCGCAGGUGGUCUAUGACAAAGUUAAGGAGAAGGAGUUGGCCUUUAAGAUGGAGGAAAAUCUCAAAAGGGAACCGCACCUGAACGUAUCCGAAGAAGAAGACGAAGAGAGUCGGAAUUCUCUGGAUAUCAAAAAGAAACCAGAGGAUAUGAAAAAUGAAUCGAAAUCUGAGGAGCAAAACGAGAUGAAACAGGAACCCGAGAGGGUGAGCAGUCCGGAUCAACAGCAGACCGAGGAUGAUAGGAAAUCCAUUGACAUUAUGAGCACUCCACCGCCCGCGGACACUCCUUCUGGAGGAGAUGCUCCACUAGAUCUUUCAGUAUGCCGCAAACGCUCAUCUCCGGUCGCUUACCUUCAUGCCCCUGAAGACGAAAACCUCAUGUUCAGCAGGUUUAUGCCCAGGAUACACGAAUUCGAUGCUGAAAUGGAGCCACCACCAAAAAUGCGAAAGUCACACAGUUCGGCAGAGUCAUCCACCUCGCACAAAUCCUUUAAGGGCAGCAGUCCCACGCCCACCGCCUCGCCCGGCCUUACCCCCUCGCCAUCCCCGCCCACAAGUGCUGGUGGUGAGCUAAGCAGCACAUCUGAGGGCGGAGCGUUACCGGCAGCAAUGGCAGCAGCAGCGGCAUCGGCAGCGGCCGGACCAGCGGACUUUACCGCUUUGGCUCAUCUAGCCCACCCACAGACUCAGCCCACCAUACAUCCACUAUUGCUGGAAGAGAUCUACCGUACGAGGUUUCCUUUUUUAUGCCCAACGGGCGGACGGCGCGGCAUUGAGGCGCUGCUGGCGGAAGCCGCCAGUGUAGUUGCCCCAAAGCGGCCGCUUCCGCCCGUGAAAUUCUCAACGGGCAACGUUGGGCUCAAGAGCAAGGAUCGUUAUUCCUGCAAGUUCUGCGGCAAAGUAUUUCCCCGAUCGGCCAAUCUGACACGCCACUUGAGAACCCACACAGGGGAGCAACCGUAUCCCUGCAAGUACUGCGAUCGGGCAUUUAGUAUAUCCUCGAACCUGCAGCGUCACGUUAGGAAUAUCCACAACAAGGAGCGUCCCUUUCGCUGCGAACUCUGCGAUCGGUCCUUUGGCCAGCAGACGAAUCUCGAUCGGCACGUGAAGAAGCACGAGUCGGAGGGCAAUAACUUCCGGGAUUCGCCCAGUUCCAAUGGCAUUGCCGAGCGGGAAGAGUACUUCGAUGAUAUACGCAAAUUCAUGAACCGAGUCUACACGCCGAAUAGUUUGGCCGGUAAUGAGGGCGAUACCGAGGAGUAUCCCAAUAGCGAUGAUCAGUCCGUGAACCUUGAAAAGGACAGCAACAACUUCAACAACAACAUCAGCAACAUCAGCAACAACAACAGCAGCAGGGGCAACAACAACCCCAAGGCCAUAACAAUAAGCUCUUAGAAAGCCUGAAGAAGAGAGACCUAUCCUUGUUGUUGUUAAAUGAAAAACUUACUUUAACUCUUACUUAAGCGUGCCUCCGAGAGGGAAAACCUAUCUUUAAGUAGUUACCAUUUCCACACAACUUGUACUAAAAACGAAACACUAAACAUUAGCUAUGCAAUCAAUGGAAAAAGACGGUGAAGCAUCAAAACUUAAACUACAAUUUAAAGGGAAAAACUUAAUAAACUAUAUAUCUAACUAUAUAUACAUACUUAAAACCACUCUAAAACCACCUUUAAAGUGUAGCUAAUUUAAACAUCUGUACAUAGACAUAUGCAAGUCUUAACUUAGUGACUCGAUUUCAACUACUUUGAAACUCUGUGGAUUAUAUACAUUACAUAAUAAACAUUUAGAUAUAUGAAUAUUUUGAUUGUGUACGUGUAUAGGCUUUAUAUAUGGUAUACAUAAAUCUAUAUGUGUAAAUCGAUUUAUAACGUAUUCUAUGUAAGUUUAACAUAUUUAUAGAGCUAAUUAUUGCAAUUCUCAACCAACAAAUCAACAAAAACAAACACAAAAACAAAAAGAAAAACCCGAAAAA
Messenger RNA from Drosophila eugracilis, 4565 nucleotides. Its product is annotated as transcription factor hamlet. The record is from RefSeq and is a predicted model, not a curated record. Bases 656 to 3988 code for a protein of 1110 amino acids. Lineage: Eukaryota; Metazoa; Arthropoda; Insecta; Diptera; Drosophilidae. Gene Ontology annotation, cellular component: nucleus. The transcript is spliced from 8 exons.